AUGGCCAGUAUAAUAGCCCUCUCCGGCCCGUCCUCAUCCGGCAAAACCACCCUCACGAGACUCUUACAACGCAUCUUUAACAACUCCUCCUCUUCCUCGACGGACGUAUCACCCGAUUCGAAUUCCAAUCCCAACCCCCCUCCGCUACGAACAUUCAUAAUCCACGAAGAUGAUUUCUACCAUUCUGACGAUCGAAUCCCAAUCACAACCCUCCCCUCCGGCCAAACAAUCCAAGACUGGGACUGCGCUGGUGCAAUCGACAUCCCGUUCCUCCGGGCGUCGCUAGCCCACGUCCGACAGACGGGAUCCCUGCCCCCGAAGUUGCUCAGCAAGGAAGAUCAGAAUGAGGUUACCGACUCGGGGGUUCCGGAGGAGGUUGUUCUUCGAUUACGCGGAGAUGUGCAGAAGAGGUUGUUGAAGGCGCAGGUGCAGAGCAAGGGAACGCGCGUGGUGGCGUUCUUGGAGGGAUUCUUGCUAUAUGCACCGUCGAGAGAGGACGAGGAUCAUCAUCAUCAUCAUCAUCAUCAUCAUCCCCUACAGGACGUGCACAAGUUACUGGACGUGCGGUUAUUCCUGCCCGCGCCGUACGACAAGGUGAAAAGCAGACGGGAGAGUCGGAGUGGAUACGUGACGAUAGGACCGGCGCCGACGCCGACAACUUCGACUACGACGACCACAGCUUCGACGACGGGAAACUCGGAGGAAGUGGAUUUGUACGGGGAGGAUGAUCGACCACCGCAGAACUUCUGGACCGAUCCGCCGGGAUACGUGGAUGAUAUUGUGUGGCCGCGGUAUGUGCAGGAUCAUGCGUGGUUGUUGCUACCGGAAAGGAAACCCGGACAGGAAGGGGCUACGAGUUGCCUGGGAGUCAAUCCCCAGGAGGUGGUGAAGCUGGUGGGACAAGGCGUCAAUGUGAGAACUGGUGCUGGAGUUACGGUGGCUCCGGGUCAGGGAGAAUUGCCGAUGAUGGAUAUCCUGCAGUGGGCGGUAGAGGAGGUGAUGAAAUACUUAGAAGGGACGAUACAAUAG
Messenger RNA from Aspergillus affinis, 1029 nucleotides. RefSeq names its product ribosylnicotinamide kinase. Gene Ontology annotation, cellular component: cytoplasm. The coding region runs from base 1 to 1029 and encodes 342 amino acids. The record is from RefSeq and is a predicted model, not a curated record. Lineage: Eukaryota; Fungi; Ascomycota; Eurotiomycetes; Eurotiales; Aspergillaceae. The transcript is spliced from 2 exons.